GGUCAAGUGUAUUGCCAUUCACAUGAAGUGCCAACAAGAAAGAAUGAAGUCGACGAACGAAUAACUGAACGAAUGCGCUCACCUUACUCCAUUAAUUAUGGUAACCGCUGAGUGCAGAGGGUCGCGACGUAAAAUCUUUUGAAGGGCUCCAAUGAUCAUAACAGAACAAGUGAGCUCCUGCGCAUACGACAAACCGAGAGGCAGCUAGAAGAAACAAACCAACCCGCGUGCACAGAGAGAAGACAAUACUCGCUGCCAUCCCCUCUGCGAUGAGUGAUCAACGCUGCAUCAAGGAGGGAUGGCUUCAGAAGCGCAGUCGACCAGGAAAACUCGUGGGUAACUGGCGUAGGCGCUACUUCCGCUUGACUAGCACCGAGUUGGCCUACUACAAGUCGCCACAAGACGUCGCACCACGCCGCCGAUACGAACUAACACUAGACUCUAGUGUACUCCGCACGAAUGACCAAGGUUAUAGUAAUUGCAUCGCGUUCCAAGCCGCACCUGGACAGCCGAGUUUCUAUAUGCUGGCAGAUAACGAAGACGAGAAGGAAGAGUGGACCACAGCCAUCUACAACGCCUACCGUCGCACUCCGGACGUGGCUCAACAGCCUCCCGCCCCGGAGAUACCAAAAGCCACUCCAGAGUCAACACCUCCUCAACCGCCUCCACCACCUGCUCCUCCUUCCCGGAUUUUACUUAAACUAGUUGUUGAGGAGGCUCGGAAGCUCAAAGCUGCAGACAUGAACGGGAAGAGUGAUCCGUAUUGUAUUGUUAAGCUCAUUGGCAAAGAUGGAAAGACCAUCGAAGUCGAGGAGAAACGCACAGACGUGAUCUCAGCAACGCUCGAGCCUGUGUGGAAGGCGUCAUUUGAGAUUGGUAGAGUUGUCGACUUGAACUCGGUUAAAGCCGUUCGAUUCGACUUGAUGGACCACGAUACCUUACAGCGGCACGACAGCUUGGGGACAGUGGAGGUGCCUUUCUCGAGAUUCCGCAUGUCAUCGGCUAGUACAGUCCAGUCAGAGCCUAUUGAUGAAUGGUUUCGAGUAAAUCCACCGAAAAAAACUGGGUUGUCGUCUUCUUUCCGAGAGAAAGAGCACGUAGUUAAAGACUGGGGUGAGCUGCAUGUCAAGAUGAGCAUUACAGGACCAAAUCUUGUGGAUUUCUUUCACAAUUCGGAGCUCGAGUUCGUGCCAACGAGUCCUGUCGCUACGGCGACCAAAGAACACACGGACAACCGCCUGGAGGUGACGGUUCUCGCAGCCAGAAAUCUCAUUAGUGUGGAUGCCAAUGACUCGUCCGAUCCGUACUGUGAACUCACGCUACUGGAUGACAAUGGGAGACCCAUUUCAAGUGAAUAUGCUACUACUGCCACUAUGCAUCGUACGCGGAAUCCUACGUGGGCAAACGAACACCACGUGUUCGGCUUGAUCUGUCCUAUUGAGACGGCAGCUAGUCUCAAAGUGAGGGUUGUUGAUUAUGACAAAACGAACCGGAAUGAUCCUCUUGGGUUUGUUAUUAUCCAUCUAGAACAGUUAUCUGCUCAUAAAUGGACGGAGUGGCACGCACUGCAACCCGAAGAGGGCAUGUCAAACCGCGCAAAUCUCGGCGAAAUCCAGCUCAAAAUCUGGCUUAUUGGUGAGAGGCGUGGAGAACAUGCUCGUCGACUGAAGAUCGACAAGGAACUCCAUUUGAAAGCGCACAGCCAAUCCGUCGAGCAGCUUGAGUAUGAGAACGCCCAGAUUGAGAUGUACGAUGCGGCUUGCAAGCUGGAUGGAGCUCGCAUUCCAUGUGCUGUGACCGACUACCAGGCGCGUGAUCCACGCUUUUAUGGUAUCAAUGGGUGCAUUCAUUACCUGAACAGCCAAAUUCCGCGAGCCCAUCAAGAGAAAACAUCGACGGAUGAAAGCUUUCAAGCCCGUACGGGACUAGAAGGACAGGCAUUGCUUGAGGUGACGGUGAUUCAAGCGUCUGAUCUGAAGCAGAAUCAAAAAGCAGGUGAUAAGCCAAGUACGGCUACUCCGUAUGCGGUGAUUGAGCUCGAUCCAUCCGUGUGUGUUGAGGAAUGCAAGCGUACAAGUGCACCGUUAUCUCCCAAGAAAAGUAAACGAGUUGCUGCAGGUGAGGCACGAAACACGAUGUUCUCAAAGCGUGCACAAGGAGAAGUAUCGAUGCAUCGAACGAAGCUGGCGAAAAACGAAAUGCGAUCGGAAAGUCCACUGGAAAUUAACCCCGACAUACUAGUUCUGAAGGUGGAAAUUCGUACUGGACACGCUCUUAGUCCGGCCGAUAUGAACGGCUAUAGUGAUCCAUACUGCACACUUUCUCUCACUGAUCGCACCACUGGAAAGGCUAUCGAAGCUGAGAAGAAACGCACCGCGGUGAUGUCAAAGACACUAAAUCCUGUUUGGACCAACGAGAUCUUCGUAUUUGGCAACAAUGUCCCCCUUUUAGACGCUAAAUCGCUUCUGGUUCAUGUGAAGGACCACAAUAACAUUGGGAGGAGUACUCCUCUUGGUCGGGUGGAGAUCCCGCUGUCCGAUUUGUGUCGAGAAUCAGUGGAUUCUACGUCGAUUUCUUCGACGGAAGUGGUCAAGAGAUACGAACUGAAGCCCGAACCUUGGAUGAAGAAGUCUGCCAAAGAGCUGGGAGAGUUGUGCAUCAAAACGGAAUUCGUCGGAAACACAACAGCAUUGGCUGAGCUGGUGCAGCGUAUGUCUAGUGCCCCGAUAGAGAACUCGUCCAGCUCGUCAGAGGCCAAAAUCCAAAGCGAAGCUUCGAUUGAUACGAAUAUGUCGAUGCUGGACUUGGAUGAAUCUGAGUUUGAAGACGAGAAGACUGAGAUCCUUCAACUUGGAGCCCCGAUAAAGACAUCCACAUCGAAAAUACUUGGCACGAACAGCACAGCAACAUGGGACAAGGAGAAGUUUUCACUUUCGUUGUCAUAUCCUGGAUUAUUCAGUGAUGCAAAGUAUCCAAAUAUGGAUACCCAGCUCCUUCAGUUGCGUGUUCAUGAAGCUCGGAACCUGUUAAUCUCUGCUGCAGCUGGUGAUCGUAGCAAUACUGGGCCCUCGGCAACUGAACGUGAUGCUGUUGAAGGCCCAACAAACAGCAAGGCUCAAAAUCCCACCCAGCGGCAACGGAACGCAACAAAUGUUUACUUCACGGUCGUUCCUGUUCGUCGAGACGGGACACUGGAAGAUGCCGAGCGUAUUCAAAGUCUGACCGUCUACAAUGCACGCGAUCCAUCGUGGCCGGUCCAGGAGUUUGUCUUUGGGAAAGUCAAAGAUAUUGCCAACGUCUCGUAUCUUUCUCUUCACAUGUACGAGCGAGACGUGGAAAGUGACCAAGAGAGCGUUCUGUCAAACUUGCUUACCGAUAAGGAGAAGAAACUGGACGUGUGUCUGAAGCGGUUCCAACUGCACAAACUAUCGUCAUCUGGAGAAGUGGAGGACGACGACUUCGAGCUGUUACAAUUCGGCCAACGGGUACUAGCGUUUCGUGGUGGAGAAGAUGGCGGUCGCUUUUAUCCGGCGUGUAUACAGAGAUACAUUCCGUUCCCAGACGACGAAUACGAAGUUCGCUUCGAUGAUGAAAUUAACACGAUCGAUGAGCUUCGAAACCUCAUCUCUCUUGAUGUGAAGGGGGUUGUUCAAGCGGAGCGAAGUGACGGAAGGCUGGACGUGGCUGUCGACAAUGAGAGCACGAACUCAGUGAAGCGAAGCUCUCGGUAUGUCGUGAAGCCUAGUCAACUCGUACCAGUGAACAGUUUGACAGGGAGUGUGGAGAGACUAAUGGCUAGACGCUUGGAUGUGGCGAAAGAAGAAAACGAGAGGUGGGCAAGGAUGCAGCACAUGGUUUCUGGUAUUGUCGUCGAUGUUUUGUCUGCGUCAGAUUUGGUCGUACCUGUAAUUAAAGAUGGGAAACUACAGAAGAUGAAACACCUCGACAAGAACGACAACCUUGAGUGCCGUGUGACUUUGCUUGGAAAACCAAGGCAGAAGGAGCCAAAUCUCUGCUAUUUCAACGAUCGCGGGGAGUUGUUUACAAGUGAAACCAUGUCACAGUCAACGUGGAAAUGGGAGAAAGAUAAACAAUUGGAGGCUACUAUCGGAGCCCAAAACGAGACAAACGACAAUGAAUCUGGAGCUUCCGAAAAAGAUAAUAGUGUGCUUUUGUUCCAGAAUCAACCCCUUGUAAUUGGUAGAGUGGAAAAGAUUUCACCUACUGACGCGAAGGAAACUAAAGUGGAAUACAGAUACCAGCCUGUUGACCCAAACGAAGCCAAGGUCGGAUGCCAAAUCCUAGAACAGACUUCAAGUAUCUUGAUCCAAAUAAACGCACAAGUCAAGGUGGAAAAUCAAGAUGAAACUGGAAGCAAAAAGAAUUUAAAGAAGGAGAUUCACGUUAAGGAAUCUCGAUUGCUGAAUAUAACCCUUGGAUAUGCGAAGAUCGACCUCGCCAUGCUGCGGAGUAAACAACAAACCUUACGUCUGCAGAUCGUCCCUCUCAAGUCCGCAAACGUUCCGUAUUUCAAGUCUGUGGGCUCCCUAUUCGUCCGCAUCUCAACAUCGUCCGACGACUGUAAGAUGAAGACCGUUAGAGCCCUUGUCAAAGCAGAAGACCCCGAACACCCUCGCUUGUUCGAGUUAAGCUCGUGGUACGAAAAACAACUUCAGCUUGAAGCGGUGUCGUCUUCAUUGUUUACUCGCGGAGUUACGUGGAUUGAACGUCGGCAACUUCUCCGCACUUCGCUGUCUCCGACCGAAAACGCUCAGAUCGAUGCAUUGCACACCGUUCUGGUGAUCGUGAUGAAGCGGAUCGUAAACAUCUUACGCGAGAUCCAGCAGUUUGAAGCGUUCGAAGCACUAUGUGUUGAUGAAAUGAGGAUGUCUCGUCUGGUUCACACUGUGAACGCUGAUCCAGGCAGCGAAUAUCUAGGCCGCACGAUGGAUAAACUGCCACACGAAGUUCGCAAGGAGAUCGUUGUCGGGCUGGAAAAUGAACUCCUGGAUUUGGCUGGAGUAUCCGGGCCACGCAUCUACCCUGCUGUAGAUACCUCUCGAGAAGAAUGGAUGCGUCUGCGAACCGAGCGACAAAAGCUACUACAAGAGUACGGGAACUUUUUCAUGCGGGAUCAAACAAGUGCGUUAGUCGUGUCCGUUCCAAAGAGCUUCACGGGCGAAGGGAUAAUCGCUUGGUUCCGGCGUCGGCCUUCAGUAUUAUGGGACGACAAGUGGGAAGUCUAUUGUAACGAUGCCGCGAUUAUUUCGUCGUGCAAGUUGGGCUGGCGUAGUCAGAGCUUAGAAUAUGACCCGGAUGCGCUUCAAGCGCCAACAGACGACGUGCAUGUUUUGCAAUGGAUGAGUGCAUUGUGUGCUGCUGGGUAUGUGGAAAAUGUCACUCCAGGAAUUGGAUUUGGCAAACGACGAGUGCUUCUGGAAUGUAGGGAUGAUUAUUUCUAUCGUUUACGUGAAGUAGAUAUGUGGAUGGAGAAUUUAUCACGGGAGAGUAGCUUGUUCCCUCUAGAUCUCGUUCAGGAGAUCGAUUGCUAUCAGGAGAAGUCGUUGGAACAAAACAAUGCUGGUACUGAGAAUGAACAGACACAGACUACGACUAAGGAAACACGAAGCUACGCGAAGAAACUCACUGAGUACUGUGAUGGCUUUCUAGGCAUGCACACCAUGUUGUCCAGUGUGUUAUUCGCUGUCAAGGAUUUGAAGAACGCUCUCAUGCCUCCUGUAGUCGAGAAGCCAAGUGAUAAUACUGGAAAUACGGAGAAGGGUUCUGUGGCAAGCGCAGAAGAACAAGGCACUGUCCAAGUUGUUGAGAGUAUUCUAUGGGAUUGGAAGUAUUGUCUCUUCAUGCCGAGUCGUAAGCACGUGUACAUUUACGAGAACGAGACUUCAACAGCUCCUGUCGCGUUUAUCGAUAUGGCGAGCGCAGUGUGUAAAGUUGCGUAUAACUUCUCGAAUGAUGUGAAAGGCGGGUGGAUGGACAUUGUAAACCCCACAGUGUACGUCAGGAAACCAAACUCGAGGGAAUUCGAAUCCGUGACCCCCGAAAUCCUCAAUAAAAUGACGAAACCUCGAGCCAACGGAGACAAAGUCAUCGAAGUGAAGACCUCGAGUACGCAGAAGUGGAUCCAGGCAUUGGCACGCUCAGGUGUCUGCGUCGAUAUGCGCCCAGGUCAGGAGGUGCUGAUGAAACGGUUAAACCCAAUUAUUCUGCAGCAAAAAUGCAACAAACACGCCACAGAGUUCGAUCCUAAUGAUCUCGAGGGAAGCUUCCAAAGGCUGCUCAAUCGACUGUUCGGUCAUGACAAGGGAUUGACAUACCAAGAUCAUGAAACGGAACGCCGAGAACUGCGUGCUCAAGUACGGAGUGAGCUGAAAAAGGCAGGUAAUGAAGGUGACACGGUGAUGGCGUAUUAUGGCAAAGGCAAGAACCGAAGGUCCAAGCCUAUGAACAGUGGGAAUUUCAAGAACGAUUCGCUGUAUCCGGGACGAAUUCUUCGUAUUCGUACUCCGUUUACGGACGAAAAAUAUCCGUUUAAGACGACGUACGAUAUGACAGACACUAACGAAGUCCCCACAGAACUUGCAAAGCUUUUGGCGAAGUACAAGGUCGUUGAUAAGACAUCGUGGUUGAGCCUACCGAAGUCCCAACGUGACAUGUUCUUGCUCUACGUUGUCGAGUACAGUCACGCCAAUGAACGGAUUGUCGAGGAGGGAUUAAUGCGCGAACAUAUUCGUACGAAUGAGGGGGAUCUGGAUCCUCAAAAAGUGAGUGACAAGUGCGCAGAUCUCAACAUUCUGUUCAAGGCCACCGAUCUCGAGAAUUGUGUCUCGCGAAUGGUGAAGCACAGAUACCGUCACAAGUCUCUUGGCGUUCUCAAGAUCCAUACGAAGAUGAUUUCACCUCAUCGAACGAUUGAUGCGUGGUACCCACUUGCACCAGCUAGCGACAUGCUUCAGAGGACCAAUCUAGGUCAGGUUAGAGUGGAGCUUAAGCUGGUGCAGAAGCGGGAGGUGACACGAAGCGCUAAACUCCCUCCGAUCCCUGAAAAUGUCAGAACCGAUGAGUUAACACCACAAGAUCAAGGUAAAAGCACUGUCUCCCAGGCUACAGACAGCAAGGGCAGACUACCGUUCGCCGUAGGGCGAGAACCGUCAUUUGUUAAGGUCUCGAUCCUGGAAGGACGCAGUUUACCUGUCGCCGACAUGUUUACAAGUGAUUCGUUUGUGGAAAUCAUCUUAUUGGACGAAAACUCGAAGGAGCGGGAUACGAGUCUGAAAACGGACAUCAAGAUGAAAACACUGAAUCCAAAGUGGGAAAACCAAGAGUUCUUGCUAGGAAAGACGGAGAAAACCAAACUUAGUGACAAGAAAGGAAUUCUGCUGCGUGUGAUGGACUAUGAUGCUGCGUCGGCGAAUGAUCCGCUAGGCUGUGUGACGAUUGAGUUUCAACGAAGGGAGGGAUACAUCAGAGGUCUCGUACUGAAGCAGGCUGAUGCCUAUGGAAAUGCUGAUACACGAGAUCUCAAGCUGGAAGAUCACAGCCGCGUUGAAGUAGAGGCGAUGCUGCUUCCAAUAUCUGGCAAGCCGAAGCCGAAGAAAACUCCUGCGCCAGACGGAGUGCUGGGGAAGUUGCGGUUUGUAGUUGAAAUAAUCCGGAACGAUAGUUCUGUGAAUGUCAUUGAGAAACGCAUCGAGAAACGACUCGAAGCAACGACAAGUUAUUCGGCGGAGAUAGCGAUCAAGAAGGCGAUCAAGAAUACAGGAGCUCAGGAAGACUGGAGCAAGUAUUCCUGUUACUUUCAGCCACGUGGUGAAGCGGGUGCGCGAGUUAAGUGCGACUCUGCUUCUGAAGAUCUUGGCUUUGGAAAUUCAUACAAACUCAGCGAUCUGCUCAGCUCAACUGCAUCACUAUCGAGUUCAGGAAAAGCGACACAAGCAAGCUCUUCCAUCUAUGCAGGAGCAUUCAAGAUCCUUGGUCGUACGUACGAUUUGUCAAAAGUGGACUAUUUCGAUGUGCGCUUGGCAUCCGAGUCGACAGGGAAAACCUUCGAGGGACAGCUUGGCAAGUCGGAUCAAACGACUAAAGACUUGGAAGGCAAGCAUAAAUUCUCGUUAAAAACCCCGAAUCAAUGCGCAAGCUUCCGAGAUGAAACAGUGGUCUUGACUGAGCGUGACUCGAAGGAGACGCUGACGCUAACGUUUGACCUGAAUUUGAUCGGUAUUCUUCGAGCGGACCGUGUCAGAAGACUCUUGGCCGAUACCUUCCGUUUGGUCGGACUUGCAUUUGAUUCCAGAACGUUUAAUCAUACCGGAGGACGGUACAACUUGGAACAACUCCAUAAGGAUGUUGAGAUGUUCUUAUGGGAGAAUAGCCAAGCAAACUUGAUCCCGGGACGUAACGUUGCUGAGGAGCUGCUGACACAACUGCGUAUCAUGAGUCAAGCUUCUAAACUUCAUUGGAAAGCAACACCUCAACUACUGGGUUACGUGUUCGAACUCGUCUUGUUAAGUGGAGAUAACGACCGCCUUUCGUACGCGAGUGCCGUAGCUUUGGACGCUGUGCUCAAUCGAUGGUCUCGCGUAUUGGUGCAAGUGACUGAGGCUAGAGAAUAUUUGACUGGCAAUUUCCACGGCAAGAAGACUCCACGUCUAAUUGAAGCUCUGUUCACAGAAUGCGAAUGGACUGGAUUUAAUGUCAUGACAUUAAGUGAUGGGGAUAACGGCACGACAACUAACAAACAAAGGUUAAGUCCUUUCAGCAUUGACGACCGGGUUACUGUGAGAUUACCCUUCUUAAAACAUGCUGGGGUUGUUGUGGAUACCCAGUUACACGAAGGACGUUUUGUUGCCGCUCGAAUAGUCAAGGAAUGCGGUGCAGGUCUAUUCAAUGUCAAAAUUUGUGAUGUUCUUGGCAAUGAGGUCACUCUAGGUGACGCUCAAGAGCGUGUUGGCAAGCUAAAGGAGUACGAUAAUGCCAAGCACCCUGAGGCUCCGUACCUGGUUGAAUAUCUAGACGGCUUAGAGCCACGCGUAGAGUGGAGAACGCAUCGGUUGAUGAGUGAAAUUGUCUUGCAAGUAGAGGGAGAGCUGCUGAAGUCCGAGCUGGAACCUGGCGACUUCGUGCACAUCAGUGAAGAACAUAUUGUACUCUCGGCAGAAUUAACUACGGGUGUCUCUCGAGUCGACGACAAUACUGACACUUCUUCGACCAUUAUCACUGGCAAAACGCGUCCUGGAAAGAUCACAAACAGACAUGGUGGUGCGCGAUACGACGUUGUAUUUACUGAUGGACUAGUGCCUGUUAACGCCAAAGUGGUGAACCGAAGCCGUUUGAUUCCGAUGUGCAAUGAGACCAUGUACGACGGAAGAAUUACAAGCAUUUACGCGCCAGUAGCAGUUCUGGAAGGUCCUCCACCACCAAUUAAGUAUACUGUCUGUCUCGAGAACAGCGAGGUGGUCCACAACUUUUCUGGAACUCAAAUUCGACCGCGCCACGGCGUAUUUGCGGCGGAUACGGCGUUUCUUGGCGCUGUUUUCAGUUCGAACUUACCGACGUUGGAUAAAAACCGUCAUGUACCCGAUUCCACACUGAAUAUGGCAAAAUCACUGGAAAAACUGUGGUGGGGCAGUGACAAAAUCCUGAAAGUGUACGCGAUGCUUCCUGCUGCUGUUAAGUCGAUUCAAGUACGCAAUGCAACGACCAAUAAACUGUUACAAACAGCACUUCUGGAGCGAAACGAAAACGAACCACGUUUUAUCGGUCAAUAUCAUGGAUUUGUCAAAGGAGAAACGUUGGACGAGAAAGAAGCACACCAGCUCGAAUUGGUGCACAACGCUGUAUGCAAACGUCGCCAGCACAACGGAUCUUUGAAGAUGGCACCUCAAUUCAGCAAGGAAAAGUGUUUCUACUUGAUAGUCGCGUCACCUCCGCUCGUGCAAAUUCGCGGACAAGUUCGUGUGUGUUCAUCUCCUUAUUCGGAGGCGCUUUUCAAAGGAUUGGUUAUGGCUACACUGGGAAGUACACCGGACUUAGCCGUGACUGUCGUUCAGAGACUGCUGCGUGCGGAAUGCAGUAAGAUACCGCGAGCCGGCUCGAAAGAGUGUCGUGUAGCUAUUAAAUGUGCCAAAGUGGAGUUUGCUAAGAACCCUACGCGAGAUGUGGUGCUCAAUUUGAUGCAUCCAAGCUCAAAGAAAGCAGCCAUUGAUGCAGAUUUGGCUGGCGUAUCGUGGUUGGAUGCAUGCAUUGACAUCAAGUUUCAACUGUCCGUACCGUAUAAUGACCAAGGUAACAUCAGUGAAGCUGUGGCUACUGCUUACGAGAAUGCAUCGACAAUUUCGAAGCGACUUCAAACGUUCAACACUCUAGCUGUGGAAGUCAAUAUGUUGGCGCCAGAUACUGUCGAUAUGGAAAAAUUGUCGUGGCUCUUGACGACUUCGGACAUCAACCUCAAGUCCAGCAUGGCUCUCUCGAUUGACUUUUCUAGUCAAACCGGAAGAUCUGACUUGAAACCUGAAGUUUCACUUGAACCUCUCGAUGAUAUCCGUGUUAGUGUUCGUGAUUCCCACGACAAAACACACGAUCUGCACUUCAGGAUUGACGAUAUCUUGGCGGAAGCUGCAGUUCGAAGGAAUCUUACUCCGUUCCACAAAGCCAUAGUCGUGGCACCGCCUUCUGAAAACGAGUCAAUGCGCUGCCGUGUGAGAUUUUUGCCAACAUCGUCUAAUAAAUCUAACGCUGGUGCUGAUGUAGAAAAUAAGAGAACAGGUGAAGUGGACGUACCCACUGGAAGUAUUCGGUUUGACACACUCCGCGUGAAGGUGGUCGAAGCGAGUAACAUGAAAUUCAAAGAGAAAAUGGGAAAUGAAGGGCUCCAAGUGGAAGUGAUGCUCGUUUCUAGCGACUUUGAUAAGCACAUGACUGUCAGUAGUGGCAAGAAAACUACCACUCCAUUCGGUUUGGAAGUCUCUUCAACAGGCGAGCUCUUGCCAGAUAUCUAUCCGAAAAACUCGAGCUUUACACUGAUGUAUGAUACUACCCAGGUGGUGAAGCAGACCUCAGAUGCGUCGGUGACUUGGAGAGUUAAGAAUGGCCCCCCGUACGUCGAAUUUAAGUACCCGGUGAUUGAUAUGGAUCGUGUGUCGGAAGUGAGACUGGUUAUUCGAGACAAGAAAACACAGGCAAAAAUGGGUAUUGUCACGAUUCCGAUGGGAUCAAUCAGCAUUUCUCGAUCGGUUGAAGACAUUGAUAAACCCAAAGACGAGCCGAUAUAUAGUAUGCAACGUGACGGGGCUGACGGGAAGCGUGCAGUUGUCGGAACACUUUCUUUAAGUGUUGAGCGCAUUCAAAAGUACAGUGCGAACGAUGAAGUAUAUGCUAAACACCUCGAAAAGCCCAUGGACUUCUGGACUAUCUGUCCGAAAGAACUGCUUAAGUUGACGUUGGAGCAGCACGAAAGCAAGCUUUCUCGUAGCUUUCUCGCUGCGGGGCCACCAGUUUCUGGUGAAGGGAAGAUACUACUAAGCACAGCUAUUGAUAUGGAGCUCCAGCUGCAGAAAAUUGCAAAGGUCCAGAGGAUUGAUGCAAUCACCAAGUUGCAAUCAUCUACAUCCUCUCGCUCCGUGGCACUGCUAUCGUCCUCAAAUGAGUUCCAAAACUUUGAAAAUCUGAAGUCUCGUGCGAUGGACACACUGCAACAAACUUUACAACAGACAAAGUCCUUUAUGAAGGACACUGCUCAUGAACUGGGUCUUGGUCACUACAUGACUGAACACAGACUCCCGUGGUCAUCUGACACUCAAGUGGACAAACAUGAGAGUCAAUUGCGUGAUGAUGUUGUGGUAGUGGAAGCAAAUGUGGCAACAUGCACGAAUCGAGUACAGCUGAGUGUUUUAAAGCUGCAUGAAGUACUCACCAAGCACUUCAUUCCAAAACUGGACGAGUUGUAUACGCUAGACGCCGAUGAUGAUCGUGUUGACAUCACGAAAGGCGAGAGUUUACUGUCGUUUUUUGAUACUGAGGUAGAAGAGCUGGAACCCGAAGACGAAAAAGUCCGUCUGAAACUGUACCAGCGGCUUCGACUCACUAAGUUGAUUCAAGUUCUAGAUUUGAUCAUGAAGGCUUCAGUGCGUGUGAAAGUGAUGAACGAAGAUCGCAAUAACGUGGACGGCUAUAUAGGCACAGCGUGCAUCCCGUUGAUGGAUCUUCUGGACCAGCAACCACAUGACGAUGUCUAUGAGCUUCUGUACCUACCCACAACUAACUUACGCGGGUCAAGAAUUGCUGUAGAAGCGCGUGGAGCGAACGACAGAGGUAAAUUACGCUUGCGUCUCCAUUUGAAGAUUUCGGAGAGCUCUUUCUUUGAGCAAGCGAUCGAGGUGUAUAAAGUCUGGAAAGCCAAGUAUAUCGCGCAGCACGAAGCGGCUCGCAGACGUAUACACGACGCAGUCGUGCCAGCUCAACGUCGACGCUGGACGACCGUCAAAGGAUAUUUGGAUGAGCUAACGGCGCAGACUAGUGGCAAGCUACACUGGGAACGUACCCCAGUACUACUCAGUCUCGUGUGGGAUAUCUUUACCAUACAAGAGAGCACUUCAGCUCAAAGCAAGAAGAAAUCUGAUGCUGACGAAGCGGAACAUUCUCAUAGCAUUGCAAAAAUGGCAGACAAUUAUCGCGGUGCAGUGAUGAAAGUUCACCAGCGUUGGGUUAACUUGCAACCGAAACUGGACGAACUGUUAAUUAUUCAGGCUACCACACAGAUCCACGCCCACCGAACACCGGAUAUUCUUGAGGAUAUUGAGAAGGAGAUUGAAGGGCUGGAUGUGGGGCUUAGUACGGCCUGGAAGCAGGUGAAGCAGAAAUGGCAGACGUUGUUAGAGGCUUUAGAGGAGCUCGUGAGGAUGAACGAGGGCAAGCUGAACUUGGCCCGUGCGCCACAGCUGUUGAGUACUGUGGAGCAGCGGUGCAGUAAAGGACUUAACACUCGCCACUCGGACGCAGUCUCGCAGAUUCAGUCUCGUUGGAUGGCGAUCACGCAGCCGAAUGGCCCACUAAGCGAGCUUCGGUUAAUGGAGAAGAAGGGCUUACACUGGCGACGCACACACGAGUUGCUGUUGCUGCUAGAUGAACAGUGCGAGGGUUUCGCAGACGUCGACGCCAGAGCUCUGAACACUGUGCAAACCCGAUGGGAACAAGUUCAAGAAUGGCUCCAUGAGGUUGUGCAAAUGCAGCUACAGCACUCGAUUGAUAGUGAGCACACGCCAUUUAUCCUGGAAAAAAUGCAGUUGUGGAAGCCUACCCGUGGCAAAAAACAAGAAGAAAACAAGUUAGAGAGAUCACGUAGCGCUAGCGGAGUAGCGCCAUCUUCCCCGUCUGCUAAAGACAAUACUGCCAGUAGACAACCUGGGCUAUCUCGACAGUAUUCUGUGUCGUCGGAUGGGGGUUUUACGUCUGGAAGCGGCAUCGAAGACAACGGACAGUUGGAAGGUAUGGCAGAAUGGUAUGCCAUUGAAGAAGCCAAGUACGAAUUGGAACGGAUUCCUUAUCACCGUAUCACGAUGGAUUCAGACAAGAAGAACUGGUUACCAUUUUCACGUGAUGGCAAAGACUCACGUCUGUUGAUAACCCAAGAAGAAAUGUUCUUUACGCCUGCAAAUGUGCGUCUUGCACUGGAAGAUCGUGGCGUCAUCCCAAAAACUUCAACAUUUGAUCUCACAGCGGACUCGACGUCUAAUGCCAGUGCAAAAGAGGAUGUGUGGGUUAAACCAUCGCUGCUUGACUCCAAGUCUGGUUCUCAGACGGUUGUUUUACCUAAACACGUCGACGAAGAAAUCAAAAGAUUGGAAAAAGUUCUCGAAAGUCAGCGUGAAAACAGCCAGCAGUUUACUUUGCCGAAUCCUGAACGUGUAGCCGAGCUCUACCAAGCCAUGGAGAGUCUUGGAAAGACCGAAUUGCUACGCAACGUCAGCCAUGCUGUGAGCAGAAACCUCGAGCUGGCUGCACCGGAAAACUAUCAAUUACUACUGCGAGAGAUGACAAGUCGACAAAUAUCAACUACUGAAGUUGAGAAUUUGGUGGAAUCACUAGCAAUCACGUUGCGAAAGGAGACACUAGUAGCGAAGGGUAUCACGGUACCGGACACUGUAGACCCCACGACGUUGCGUCAGCUAAUGGAGGAACAUGAAAUCAGAGAGGUCGCUUUACCGCAGGAUACCAGUUCUAUCCAGACGCUACUCGAUGAACGAAGAAUGGACCAUAAGGGCGAGCCCGUGAUGCUUCGAGGAGUUCGCAUUGGCACUCAGUCCACUCAGACUGGCAAUACAAAGGCUAUCAACACUGGAUUAGGCAUUAUUGAUACGCAGGUUGAGACUCUGCGUAGGACGUUAUUGUUUGAAGCGCUCCGAAAGAGAAACUCACUGGUGCGUUCGUUUGCCGGUGAAUCACACGUGCUUGAUGAAGAAACCGAGAGAACUGAAGCCGAUAUGUUCGCUGCUGCAAUUGAGAAUGCUGAAGUCGACGUAAGUGGAGACUACCUUACACUCGUUGAACGUUUCCAGCGACUACUAGUGCAUGAAUCAUACACCAAACGACUAGCAGAGUACGCAGCAUUGGACCGCUGCAUGCGAGCUCUGUUGGGUAAAUCUCGAGACGAAGUUGUGACGAAAGAAGAAAUUGCAAUGGAACUACACAACGUCAACAAGCGAGUUAUUGGAGCUAACUAUCGCCUCCCUCCCGAGGCUUUUACGAGAGAAGAACUUUUCCAAGCAGUUGCUGCAGGACGAAUCCGUACUCCUAGCGAUGAAAUGUUAUCUCACUGUCCUGAGGGUGAAAAUGCUAGUGCUAUGGCCCACUACGCGGCCAUCAGUUACGCUGCCAACGUGUUCCAAGAGGUGACGAGUUUUCGAUCACGAGUGGAUGUGGUCAAGAACCGACUGCAGGAUACUUUCCCAUACGAUGAGUGCAGUAGUCUGGAUGGUGUUUUUCUUCAGAAGCAGCGAACUCGACAGACCUUAAGCCAGUCAAUCGCUGACUGGUUGCUUGGCUUUGACGCGUCAGCAUUGAGUAUUAAACGGAAACUUAGUGCCGCGCAUCGCCAACGACUGGAGUGGGCGUCAGCAGCGUUUACGUUGCGUAAUCGAUGGCAACAACGUGGACUUGGGUGGUGUGACCACGAAUUUGAAGGUGUCGGCGUCAAAUAUCUACUUGAUCGUCUUCUUCUCUUUGAAGCAGCGAACAAAAUGGACAUGGUCAAAACGGAAAAACUACUAAGAGAAGUUCGUGACAAGUGCUCGAGACUGAGAGACCGUGAGCAAGAGGCGCAGACAAAACUUGAAGAACGUUACCAGGCCAACCUUGCGUUGCUCGAAAAGCUCGUGACUCAUGCCGAGCGCUGCAUGAACAACCGUAAGCUGCACUCAGAAGAGACGCCAGUAUUGCUACAUAAGCUGGAGCAGGUGUGUGUGGUGCCAAAGGGACUAAACGACCGUCAUCGCGAAGCAUAUCACACGGUUGCAACGCACUGGCUGCCACAUCAACAACACCUCGCAGAGCUUGUCAAGAUGCACAGGGAAGGCACGUUCAGCAUCACCCGCACCCCAGAAUUGCUUGGAAAAAUGCAGUACCACACGGAAGGCAAGGCCGGAUCGGAAGAAUUGAGUGAAGACAAGGUAGCAGCUUCUGCUCAACGGGUUGCUCCCGAGUUACAGGCAACGUUUGUGGACCGCAAGUUGGAUGAAGUGCGACUUGGACAGCGCAAAGAACCGUCCAGUCUGCACUUGAAUCUGAACACUGAAGAAAAUGUUGAUCAAUCAGCGGACGAUACAGAGUGGAAGGAGUUGUCUCCUUCGAAGCGAGUGGUGCAGCCUUUAUCGCCACAUGAGAAGCAAACGAGCUGGAAGGUUGUGAGGAACGCAGUUGCAGCGAACGCGGCAUUUUCAGCAGCAUCACCAAGCAAAACCAAGCCGGAAAAAGCCAAGGUGGAGAUAGCACCCAAGGUUGCGCCGCCGCCUUCGCCACGUCGGAGACUAUCGCUAAGUGACGAGCUCAAAGAGCUCUUACGAUCACCAACACAAUGGUUCACUGGCACAGGACAGCAAGAAGAAUAUAUCCGAGCCGAACUCUAUUUCCCGGAACAACUUGUCCUGGAUACAGCCAGUGACUUGCUCAGCGACCCGACGAAGUAAGAGGACACUGCACAUUUAUGAUUGAAUACUAACUACAUAUUUUCGCUGGUAU
Messenger RNA from Phytophthora nicotianae INRA-310, 16248 nucleotides. RefSeq lists its product as hypothetical. NCBI's taxonomy places the organism in Eukaryota, Oomycota, Peronosporomycetes, Peronosporales, Peronosporaceae. Gene Ontology annotation, molecular function: calcium ion binding. The record is from RefSeq and is a predicted model, not a curated record. Bases 270 to 16196 code for a protein of 5308 amino acids. The transcript is spliced from 2 exons.